GAAACUUGGUGUUUUGGAUUUUAGCAAAUUAAUAUUUCAUUCAUUAUUGUGGAGUCUUUUUAUUGUGUGUAUCGCUCUCCGCAAAAGAAUUUAUAAUUAUUUUUCCUUAGCUUUAUAGUUGUAUACUGAUUACCGUAGAAACAAUGACCGUGGAUGGAGAUGAUAAGGUUGAGAGGGAGCGCGUCUUCAUGGAUAUUUCCAUUGGAGGCCUCCCUUCUGGCCGGAUUGUGUUCGAAUUGUAUAACGAAAUAGCACCGAAGACUACGGAGAAUUUCCGUGCAUUAUGUGCUGGUGAUAAGGGCAUUGGAAAAGUUACUGGGAAACCAUUGACAUAUCAGGGAAUGGUAUUUCACAGAGUUGUGAAGGACUUCAUGAUACAAGGAGGUGAUUUUACCAAUGCUAAUGGUACCGGAGGCGAAUCCAUUUAUGGGGGGACAUUUGAAGAUGAAACAUUUGAGGUUAAUCAUGACAGGCCAUUCCUUUUAUCAAUGGCUAAUAGGGGAAAAGAUACAAAUGGUUCUCAAUUCUUUAUAACAACACAGCCGGCACCGCAUCUCGACAAUGUGCACGUAGUAUUCGGCGAGGUGGUCGGCGGCGCGACCCUGGUGCGGCAGCUGGAAGCCCUGCCGGUGGACCGCAACGCUCGCCCGCUGCAGGAUGUGCUGGUCACCAAGUGUGGACAACUCGUCAAGCUCAAACUGGGUAAAAAACGCAAACAGGAUAAAGAUAAAGUGAACGAUGAGAGUGGGACUGAGUCUGAGAAAUCUCAUAAGAAAGAAAAGAAAAAGAAGAAAGAUAAGAAGAAGAAAAGGCAUCAUUCAGGCUCUAUUUCUGAGCGCGAGGGAACUCCGGAGGCGAACCACCCCCUGGUGAUGACGUCCAAGAUUGAUCCAAGAGAGAUCCCCGAGGUUCCCACCAACAGAUUCCUCAUGCGCGGAGGACAGGAUAGGGAUAGGGGCGACAACAGGAGAGAUAGGGACAGGGAGAGGCCGCGGUACCGCGAACGUGAACGACCCUCGUAUACGCGCAGUGGCCGUGUCAUCAAGGGCCGGGGCGUGUUUCGUUUCCGCACUCGGUCCCGUUCCCGCUCGGUGACGCCCCCGCACUGGCGACAGGCGCAGCGGCGCAUCGUGAAGUUGGCUGAUGUUGAGAGAACUGAGCACGAUGUCCCGCAGGAGCAACCUAGGAGGGUUUUGGAAAAGUUUUCCAGAGACGGGCGCACUCCUCCCCCGCGUGAACGAGAAGAGGGAGAGAUCGACACCAGUAUGGAUGACUCCCGAGAGAAACUGGACUACAACGCACUGGACUUCGAGGAGGAUAUGGACCAAGAUGCGGAGGAAGGCGAGAUAGUUCAGAAGAAGAGUGAGGUGGGGCGACGCGACCUGCGGCACAGGAUGGAGAACAGAGCUGACCUGCUGGCCCGGGCACUGGGCGUCAACCCCAGACAUGAACGAGAAACAUUUGAUUUCCGCGAGCAUCGUCGCGAAGGUCUUUCGUCUGCGGUGAGUUGCGUCAACAAGGUGCCCUCCGCUGUGGUGGAGACAGGCAGACAAGCAUGGCACGAGACACAGGACGGGUUGGGCGGGCACGAUCAGGAUCGACAGGACCGACCAGACCGGGGUGACAAAGGCGGUAACGAGUAUGAUCCGUUCACUUUGCUUAGGAGCACUUUUGCCAGGAACAAGGAGCACCACAGGAGAGAGCCUGCAGCCGACAUUCAUCGCGACAAAGAGAGAAAAGAAGACAAACGUGAAAAAUACCGUAACGAAAGAGACGAAAGAACGGUUUACAGGAAAGAUGAGACAGUUGAUAACUCUGUAAAAAAUAAAACUGAUCCUAAUGUAAGAAAUGCUAAUAACUCCGAAAGAGACCGAAAGCAUGAUGUUAUGAAAUCCGAACGUAAACUAUUGGAGUCAGAAGAUCGAAAACGUGACGAUAAAGAUGUAGCAAAAACUGACAGAAAAAGCUUUGGGUCCGAGGAGAAGCGCGGCAAUAAAGAUAUUUCUAGACCUGAUAAUGAUACCAAACCUGACAGAAAGCAUUAUGAAUCUGAAGAUCAGAAACGUGACGACGAUAAAGCAAAGACAGACCGAAAGCGUCAUGAAUCAGAGGACCGGAAACGCGAUGUUAAAGAUACGAAGUAUGACCGAAACCGAUAUGAAUCAGGAGAUAAUAGGCGAGAUCUAUCUAAAGAUCGUGAAAGGUCUGUGACUAGAGAUAGUUCUAAUGAAGGUAGAGGUAGAUCUGGUGAUCGGAAACGCGACAAAUCCAAGGAAAAGAACGAGAUAAAUGUUAAAUCUAAGGAGAGGGAUGAACGACGUGAGGAGUCCAAAGAGAAGAUUGAGAGACGAGAUAAAUCUAGGGAAAGAAAUGAUAAGCGUGGCAGAGACGAAAGAAGCAAACGCUAUAGAUCUAGAGACAGAGGAGAUAUAACUGAAAGGACAAGAGACAAGAGUCACGAUAGAUCUAAAAACAAAUUUGAUGAUAGACGUGACAGAGACAGAUCUAGAGAUAGGAACGAGCGUGAUCGGUCUAGAGACAGGGAAGAUAGACGAGACAGGAGACGUAGAUCACGAGAAAGAUAUAGUAGGAGUCAGGAUAAAGACGAUGGCAAAGAUCGAAAGAGCUCAAAUCGUGAGAGGUCGAAGUCUCGCGGGCAUGAUCCCAAAUCGAGUGAAAUCAAAGCUCGGGGCAAGAUUGGGGAAAAAUCUGAGGAUGAAAAGAAAAAGGAGGAGGAACGGCAAGAGGCCCGCAAGGAGCUGAUGGAGAUAGUUCGUCUGAUCAAGUCAAGACAACGAGAUCGGCAGAACAAGGCGGCCGAGAGUAAAAGUAAGAGCAAGAAAAGGGACACGUCGCGAGAGAGGGAGUCGUCUGGAGACGAGAGGGGCCGCGGUGGGACUCGAAGCAGGACCCGGUCUUCCCGGCACUCCAACACGCCCCCGCCUCGCUAGCUGCCGCAGCACUUACUUCUUCACCGACGGGACAGCGCGACGAAUGACACUAAGAGACCCCGCAAACUGCAGACUUUCGAUCGGCCGAUAGUUUGGUUGAGUUUGGCUUUUAAGUGCGCACACUGGCCCGACUAAACAGUUGGGUCUGUAAUGAGCGCGCACACUAGACAACUAUCGGCCGACAGUUUUAGAGACGAUUCGCUAUUAGUUUUAAAUCGGCUAUUGAUGAGUCUGACCGACUAAACAAUUGGUGGUGUGCGCGCCUAGAAGAGCGCUGUACUGAUUUAACAGUCGGCCGAUAGUUUGCUGACGGUUCAGUUUGAAGGCAAUCGUGUAGCCCAUCAAACUUUUUUGUUGGCCAAUACCGAAUCGUUAUAAUGUGCGCACUCUCAUACAUCUGAUUAAGAAACCAACCAAACUAUCGGCCGAUCAAAAGUCUGCAGUUUGCGGGGUCUCUAACACGUUCGAUACAAUAAUAAUUAUUGAUUUCACUCGACAUUUUGUCAACUAGCGGCCUCCCAACACUCUCAUAUAUGCAAUAAUUAUAUUCAAACAACUUUACGUUUAUUUUGUAUCGUGUCCUGAUUAUUUUCCUAAAGGUAUAAGUGGCGGCGCGUGAAAUAUUAUGUGUGUGUAUUAGACUGCGUCAGAUUUUUUUUUGAGUAAGUAUAACUAAAAAGUUUCUUUUGUUAGACAAUAAUAACCUCCUAAAAUAUGAGCUUGAUAUUUUGAAAAUUGAGCUGGCGCAUGGAGGGGUUCUCCUUUCCCAUUUAAAAUACAUUAGAAAAAAAAAAUCUUUAUAUUAUUGUAAAUCGUCGAAUUUUUUUUUCAAAUUUUCCUUUUCGCUAUCUUGUAGGAAAUUAAGUACAAUAACAAUAAUUAUUACAAUGAAGACAAAGAAUAAAGUUUUUUUUUAUGUAUUUUAAAUGGGAAAUCUCUGGGGAAUCUCUAAUGGGGAAUCCCUCCCAUGCGCCAGCUCAAUUUUCAAGAUAUCAAGCUCAUCUUUUAGGAUGUUUGUUUUUUGUCUAAUAAAGAAACUUUUUAGAUGUACUUACUCAAAAAAAAAUAACAGUAUCUGAGUGUAUGUGCGAGUGUGUGUAUAUUUAACAUACCAAACAAUAUAAUAAUAACUAAACUAUUGUAUAUUUACAACAAAAAAUAACAAUACAAUUCAGUACGUGACUGUACACUGGAAGUCUCUGGGGUGCCGUAUCCGGUAUGCCGGUAUUGGUUCGCCCUUCAUCCCUCAAGCCCCUCUAGAUACCUUACUUUUGACUUCCGCGCAAUAACGAUCAGCGCUAGACUUAGGCCGGUCCAACAUUGGCAGCUAGUCGGUCUGGCCAGCAGGCCCGACCCGGCAAGACCAGACCAGUUCAGACUCGGUCCUACACUGCAGCUAGACAGGAGCGGAUGAACCAGUCAGAAUCCAGAGUCAGUACUAUGUGAACUCUCGACAAGGAAAAGUGUCGAUAUUGUCUGGAGUAAGACGCAAAACAAACCUGUUUGGUUGUUGUCAGACCUGUUCAGACUUGUUCCCCCUCCCCGGAGUUAGCUCUGGCUCCAGUGUAGGGGGGGGGGCCCACGACGGGUCAAUGUUUGUUUUGUUCAGUCUGGUCGGGAGGAAUUCCGCUUCCAAUGAAGGACCGGCCUUACGUGCCGCCUCUUAUACUACCUUAGUUAAGACGCUAUACGUUGUAAGUUAUCUGCUAGUGAUCGUGCCGUUUUGGAGGUCGUCCGCAAAAGACACUCAAACAGACAAACAGUUUUAAACUGGCAUUCCGUUACAUUUUUUUUCCGAAUACCAUACUAUUAUUGAUAAGUGUCUGAUAUACUUACAUGUAAUAAAAUUAUUGGUACUUUGGUACACAUACAGACACAUUGACAGAUAGUUGAUUGUCUACUCACCGUGGCCUUUCAAUUGACUUCCGCAGUUCUUACAGGCAUAUCGGACAUUCUAUGUUCAGUCGAACAGUAAUGAUAGGAAUAGUAUCGUAUUUGGCCCCGCCCACAUCACCCAUUUCUUUCACUCUCCUUUCGUGAACACACACACACUCUGUGUUUCAUUCGUUAACUUUCUUUCUUUGUCGUUCAUUAUCUAAAAUCUGUGGAGUCGGCAUGACGCUACGCCUUAGAUCAUAGUUACUUUUUUGGACAGAUAAUCAUAUUUUACACCAUCUGCUCGUUUCGUCAGUUACCCAAUAAAUUAAUGUUGUCUGCUUAAGGCCUCACAACAGUCAAAAUUUGUUAUAUCAUUUAUAAUAACAUAUAUAUUAUAUAUUUAAUUAUAAUUGUGUAUAAAUUACCUCUUCACCGAAAGACCGUUACAUAGCCGAGCUAUAUAGCAGUAUCAUUCAAUUCCCACAUGCCGACGUUUUCAUUUCGAAUAUAAAGUAGGAAGAAAAAGUUGUCGGUCUCAACAUAGUUUCAAUUUGAUCGAUUCCUACUGGUUUCCCAUUAACUUUAAGCAAUCGGAUUUACAUUUAUAACUUAACGAGCUUUCGUGCAUAUAACAUACUAUGUUGAGUGUGUAACUUUACUAUCUCAGCUUUGGUUAUCACUUAUGGGGUCAUUUGUAAAUUUUUCAGUUCUUUAUCCAAAAGCCUAUUAAUUUUGGUAAAUUUGUCAUACUAUAUUAGGUAUGGAAGAUUAUAUUACUUCGUCUUGACAAUGUUAUAGUGACACUGCAUGGCUUAAAGGUCUCGUUACCAGGCCAUAAAAUCCAAAAAAAAAGUGACAGCUGCGUUGAUAGUUGUGAUGUCAAUCAUGAUUUGAUUGACAACUAUCAUAGCAUGGAAGGUAGAGGUAAGGAGAAUCAUCAUGUAUAUGAAAAAGUGUCCGUCAAAAUGUGUUAAAUUAGGCUGGCGCUACAGUAUAUGAAAAUUAGUGUCGGCUCCACAGUAGCAUCAGGGUAAAUCUUUAAAAAAAGCGUCAAAUAUAAAAUUAUACAAAUCACUCUAGGUACAAGUUUCCCUAUAAUAAUUCUGUAAGGUUAUAUUUACUACAUUAUUUUGUACGACGCAUUUUGAUUUUUUUUUUAAAUCAGCAUACUUCAGCUCGUUUACAAUUGCUACAUUCACCAGACUUCAUACCUGUGCCUACACCAGCGCCACUGUGGAAGCUUUUUGAACUGUUAUUUACAGCAAAAGCUGGAUACUUUUUCAACUUUUCUCCCUUAAAACAUGAUUCUCGUUGCCUCUACCGUUUAUUUUAUUAUAACCCAAGGGAAAUGAAGUUCAUGAUGUGUUUCAAUAAGAAUUGAUAAUUAUUAUAUUGUUACUUAUGUGAGCUAAAAAAUAAAUACAAUAAAUGGUG
Molecule: messenger RNA, 6263 nt
Organism: Leptidea sinapis
Lineage: Eukaryota; Metazoa; Arthropoda; Insecta; Lepidoptera; Pieridae
Gene: Moca-cyp
Product: peptidyl-prolyl cis-trans isomerase G
Exons: 19
Coding region: 144-2951 (935 amino acids)
Biological process (GO): protein peptidyl-prolyl isomerization
Cellular component (GO): intracellular membrane-bounded organelle
Molecular function (GO): peptidyl-prolyl cis-trans isomerase activity
Source: RefSeq, a predicted model, not a curated record